Molecule: messenger RNA, 944 nt
Organism: Microplitis mediator
Lineage: Eukaryota; Metazoa; Arthropoda; Insecta; Hymenoptera; Braconidae
Product: putative gustatory receptor 28b
Exons: 4
Coding region: 257-883 (208 amino acids)
Biological process (GO): sensory perception of taste
Cellular component (GO): axon; neuronal cell body; dendrite
Source: RefSeq, a predicted model, not a curated record
CAACUCGAGAAUCAUAAACGCCGACAAAACACUUGAUAAUUUCGGAGUUCCAGUAGAUGUUCGAGGAGAAUUUAUUUUUUCAAUUAAAGUUGCCAUUUUUUGGAUAAUAUAUUCAUCAUUCGUUAAUAUAGCUAGAGUUAUUCCGGAUCAUGAGAAUUUUAGCUUAUUAUCUAAAAUCAUCAUAGUAUUCACUUUUCAACAUGGAUAUCAGGUCAAUCUGCUAAUUGAUCUGACAUUUUGUCUUUUAAUAAAGCAUAUGAAAAUUCGUUUUGAAAGUGUCAAUAAAGUACUAUCAGAAAUUUUUAAACUGCAAACUAAUAACUCGGCACACAAAAUAGAAACUGAUUACAAGUGGGCCAUUUCUCGUCGAGUUGAGUUUGACAAGGAUUUCACUAAAAUUCUAAACAAUAUCAAACGCAUUCACCUGGAAUUGGGAACGCUGUGCCACGAAUUAACAAAAAUAUUCGGAAUUCCGAUAAUUCUUACGAUAAUUUCAGCAUUCGCUAACAUUACCAGUUUAUGCGUCAUUAUGUACAGAGACAUAAAGGAUCCUGAAAUACCCAGUAAUGAAAAAAUAGGAAUAGCUGCAAUCCUAAGCAUUUGGCUAAUAAUAUUUACUUGUAAAUUCGUUAUUGUAAAUUAUAUCUGCGCUGUAACUUUAUUCGAGUGGGAAAAAACCGGCGAAAUAAUUCAUAAAUUAGAGAUAGAAUCUGAAGAUACUGAAUUCCGGAAGGAAAUCCAACAAUUUUCGAUCCAAAUAUUGCAGAAUCCUUUGAAAUUUUCUCCAUGUGGAUUUAUAGAUCUCGGUUUCUAUUUCAUAAGAGAUUUCGCUGGAUCUGUGACAUCGCAAGUUAUUUUGAUAAUUCAGACCUAUCCAAGUUAAUUAAAAUGAUUGAUAAGCGGCUGACAUUUCAUCAAUAGUAAUCAUCGCCGCUAAUGUAUUG